UCUUCAGUCUCUCGGAUGUCAAUAUCCUAAUGAAGCUUGAGCUGACUGCAUAUUAGAUCGCUGUAUUUGGCUGAUGAGAUUAAUCAGAUACUCUUUUUUGCUCAAGCUUAUCAAUAAUUUCGUGAUCCUCUUCUCCACUGGUUGAAGCUUGAAGAACUUGAAAGAUUCUACUUCACCAAUCUUCAGUCCCAGAGCGUGACGAGUUUUCUUCACCUGUUAAUUUAGUUUAGGGGAGUUCUAUUCUUUGUCUUAAAGUGCUUAAGAAAAAUGUCAGGAGUUGUGGCUGGCUUGCAAGUAAAUGAGAUGAAGUCUAGUGGGGAAGAUCUUCAGACUGCUAUAGUUCCAUUGUUGAAAAUUCUCUCCCUAACGGUCAUAGGACUGCUCCUUGCAAACCCUAAACUGCAAAUCAUCCCCAGAGCAACAUUUAAACUCCUCAGUAAACUUGUAUUUGCUCUGUUCUUACCAUGCCUAAUCUUUACUGAACUUGGUGAAAGCAUUACCCUCCAAAACUUUGUGGAUUGGUGGUUUAUUCCUGUAAACGUGCUUGUGAGCACUGCUCUUGGUUGCAUGCUGGGGUUCUUAGUGGUGGUAAUAUGUCGUCCACCUCCUCAAUUUAACCGAUUUACCAUUAUAAUGACUGGAUUUGGAAACACUGGAAAUCUCCCUCUUGCUGUACUUGGUUCUGUCUGCCAUACUUCAAAUAAUCCAUUUGGAACUAAUUGCCACUCAAGAGGGGUUGCUUAUGUCUCUUUUUCUCAAUGGGUUGCUGUAAUUCUAGUUUACACUCUUGUUUAUCACAUGAUGGAGCCUCCUAUGGAAUAUUAUGAGCUUGUUGAGGAAGAGGCUGAAAUUGAGGAAAUACGCCCGCUUAACGAUAUCAGUAGGCCGCUCCUUGUAGAAGCUGAGUGGCCUGGGAUUGAAGAUAAAGAGACAGAACAUUCCAAGACACCCUUUAUUGCCAGGAUCUUUAAGAGCAUUUCAGGAGCUUCCGCAACCACUAUACCUGAUCUUGAAAUUCCGGAAAGCAGUGGGAACAGUCCUCGGUCCAUCAGGUGUUUGGCUGAGCCUAGAGUUGUUAGGAGGAUCAGAGUUGUUGCUGAACAAACUCCAAUUCAGCACAUACUUCAACCCCCGACAAUUGCCUCUCUAUUAGCUAUCAUCAUCGGCUCAGUGCCUCACCUGAAAGCAUUUGUCUUCGAAAAGGAUGCUCCCCUAUCUUUCUUCAAGGACAGCUUGGAAAUUUUAGGUGGUGCCAUGGUGCCUUCUGUGAUGCUUGUUCUCGGGGGAAUGCUUGCUGAGGGCCCAAAUGAGUCUACACUUGGACUUAGAACUACAAUUGGUAUUAUUGUGGCUAGACUCCUUGUGCUUCCUAUUAUGGGAAUUGGAAUUGUGGCAUUGUCUAAUAAACUGAAUUUCCUGGUUGCAAAUGAUGCCAUGUUUAGAUUUGUCCUUCUGUUACAAUACACUACACCGAGUGCCAUUUUACUGGGAGCAAUAGCCAGCUUGAGGGGUUAUGCAGUUAGUGAAGCUUCAGCGAUUCUCUUCUGGCAACAUGUGUUUGCCCUCUUCUCUCUUUCCUUGUACAUCAUCAUCUACUUCAGAAUACUUCCAUUCAUCUGAUGCUGCUGCAUAUUUUGCUACCUCUUGACUGAGGAGGAACAGUUUGCACAUUAUCGCAAUUGCAUCAUCCUUUGGAGUAUAAGGCUUAAUUCAAGUUGAGUUGUUUCCUGGUCUGUGCUGCAAUUGUAAGUGUGAUGGAUGGAAAUGGUGUUCCUCCUAUGAAUUUCAGCUUCUAAGGUCAAUGAUGUUUUCCUUUUGAAAGAUGGAUUUGUCAAACAAUUUGCUGUAUUUUCUUCUGGUCCCAGAGUGAGGGGUAAUGAAUUAGCUCAGAUUUUAAGUUGUUUAUAGGUCAACUUUCUUUUUUAUGUUGCCCUUUUCUCUUUUAUGUUGUCUUCUUAAUCAUUGAAAGUGUGAAAUGAAUACUUUAUUAUGGUUUGUGCUGAGAACCUCUGUUGCUGAGCUGCAAAGUUUGGUUUCUUCUCA
This is a messenger RNA of Prosopis cineraria, 2043 nucleotides long. Its product is annotated as protein PIN-LIKES 2-like. Gene Ontology annotation, cellular component: membrane. Gene Ontology annotation, biological process: endoplasmic reticulum to cytosol auxin transport. Lineage: Eukaryota; Viridiplantae; Streptophyta; Magnoliopsida; Fabales; Fabaceae. The record is from RefSeq and is a predicted model, not a curated record.